AGAGAGUCAAAAGUCCCCCACACAAGGAGUAUAUAACUCUAGGUUCUAGUCUCUGCGUGGGAGUAGAAGUAAACUUCACGAAAUCUGACAGUCUUCUUAACUGCAGCUUUGGAUUCAUUUUCAGAUUUUUGUAAAAGUACAACAACCACGGCAAAGUGACUUGUUGGUUUUCCAGCUGUGUGCAAUAGAGGAAUGGAGCCCCAGGAUACAGAUGUGCGGUACACCAGCUGGAAUGAGAGCACCCGGGAUGACGUACGCAUGACUGGGUCUUCCUCUGCGUCCGGAGUGUUAGCGUGCUAUGAUAAGAUGUUCACCGGAAAUCUGGGAAUCGCUGUGAAAGUGGCGGCAGUCCUUGUUUUCAUGAUCGUCAUUUACCUCAUUGGAUACGUUUCUGGGUACUACGUCCACAAGUGCAAAUAGGAGACAUUUAAAGUAUAAAUGAAGCAAAUACUGUCGGAAUUUGAAAAAUAAUAAUCCCAUUAUUUACGGAUUACAACCAAAUGUCAAUAUCGAAUCCUGUAUAGCCCUUUAAAACAUGUAAAGUAACAUAAAUGAACACGCUGUACAUCUCUGACGUGGAAUGUAAAUGUAUACAAGUUUUUUUUUAAGUAAACAAUCACUGUCUGAAUGUGAAACGUUAUUCUUGUAUUCCGUGUGUGCUUUCAUGCUGGGCAAUUUUCAGAGCGUUUUAUCCACGGUGAGCUCUACAUCCUGGAGAGUGAUGGUGUCCUCGGGUUUUCCAUCUGACCCCUGAAUAACUUAAUGGAAUCAAUUAUUUGCUUAAUUAGGAAACGUUCACAUGCAUUCCAGGCCUGCAGGACAAUGGCCGUGUGGUUUGAAAUACCUGCUCUAUUGGGUUAUGUAGCAUGUCUAAGCUUUAUGAAUAUGACUGAAAUUGUCAUUAUCUUCAUUCUUUUUAGUAUGGAAUCAUGCCUCUCAUACUAAAUUUCUACUGUCAUUCCAAAGUAGAGAAAUCAAAAUGAGAAACCUGGUUAAGGAAAAGUGAUCCUUGUGUUCCUGCAAGUUCGUUAAAAAAUGUUGCAAAUGAAUCAGGCAUUUCCUGUUACAGUGUGGAGGCUGCCAGUUUUAACCUGGUAACUUUGAAGUUGACCAAUCCUGCACACUCGUACUUUCCAAUUAAAGCAAAGAAAUGGGUGUAUCAGCUCUGUGUUUCAUUCUGUAGGGAGACUGGGAGGGUUAUAGAAUCACUGAAUCACCCAGAGAAACUAAAUGCUCAGAGUUUUGUAUCACAUCUGAAAACAUUCUAGUUUAGAAGGCACAACCUGUUUAAAUAUACUGUUUGUUUUACUUUGUAUUUUACUGAUCUCAUUCUUUGUAUUUUUCUGCUGUUGUGUUUCCAUUUUCUUCUGUACAGCCCUCUGGCAUAGUUGUAGUUUUAAACGGUGCAAAUUAAACUUAAAUGUUUCAUUAUCAUAUGA
Lepisosteus oculatus (spotted gar) is the source of this 1439-nucleotide messenger RNA. It is a transcript of the gene smim1, whose product is annotated as small integral membrane protein 1. NCBI's taxonomy places the organism in Eukaryota, Metazoa, Chordata, Actinopteri, Semionotiformes, Lepisosteidae. The record is from RefSeq and is a predicted model, not a curated record.